Molecule: messenger RNA, 734 nt
Organism: Archocentrus centrarchus (flier cichlid)
Lineage: Eukaryota; Metazoa; Chordata; Actinopteri; Cichliformes; Cichlidae
Exons: 6
Coding region: 42-734 (230 amino acids)
Biological process (GO): immune response; positive regulation of T cell proliferation; cell surface receptor signaling pathway
Cellular component (GO): external side of plasma membrane
Source: RefSeq, a predicted model, not a curated record
CAUUGUUGGCUGAGGACUGAAAGACGAGGAAACAGUUGGGAAUGUUUUUAAAGGAGAAGAUGAUCUGCAGGAUCCUGCUGCUCCUCAUCCUCACCUCAUGUGUCUCUGGAUCAUUUGUAGUGAAUGUGACACAGACCUCCUAUCAGGCAGAGGAGAACCACAACAUCACACUGGAGUGGACGUUCACCACCAAACCUGAAAGAGCCCUCAAAUCUCUCAACAUCCUCUGUGAACUGAUUAAGAAUGAUAGUGUCUCAGUCCUGUAUCAUGUUCAUGAAGGUGUUGAGGUGUCAGAGUCUCAGGAUGCAAAGUUUUCAGGACGAGUCCAGAGUGACAAAGACGCCCUCAGAGAAGGACGAAUCAGACUUCAAGUGUCCAGACUCAGGACUGAUGACUCGGGUCUGUACCUGUGUGAGGUCAACACUGAUGAUGGCUUUGGCUCUGCCAGAUGUCGACUCAGUGUCACUAGAGCUGAAAGGCCAAUGACGACCCACUGGGAGAAAGUUAAACCUGCUUUAGCAGUUGGGCAGAUCACAGUCAUAAUACUUGCUGGCUUAAUGGUCAUGACUGAAAUUGUGACUCAACUGACGGGAAGGGGAGGUGUUGAGGUGUCAGAGUCUCAGGAUGCAAAGUUUUCAGGACGAGUCCAGAGUGACAAAGACGCCCUCAGAGAAGGACGAAUCAGACUUCAAGUGUCCAGACUCAGGACUGAUGACUCGGGUCUGUACCUGUGA